This is a messenger RNA of Gaeumannomyces tritici R3-111a-1, 5247 nucleotides long. RefSeq names its product Rho1 guanine nucleotide exchange factor 1. Bases 749 to 4621 code for a protein of 1290 amino acids. The record is from RefSeq and is a predicted model, not a curated record. NCBI's taxonomy places the organism in Eukaryota, Fungi, Ascomycota, Sordariomycetes, Magnaporthales, Magnaporthaceae. Gene Ontology annotation, molecular function: guanyl-nucleotide exchange factor activity. Gene Ontology annotation, biological process: intracellular signal transduction. The transcript has 4 exons.
CUCGCGGCACCGCCUGGGUCCUUGGGGCGGGUACAGCUCACAAAUCCCCAGUGAGCGGCCCCGGCCAUUCCCCAGCAAGCAACACAUGGAAUCAUCCAGGCUGCAAAUAACGUCACACCUGAACUGUCUGCUACACCUCUGUAGAGGGAGGGAGAAGAUUGACGUGCAGAACAAAGGGAGAAUACAAGCCCAAAGCCAAAACAGCUCGUCGGGAGUAGAAAGGUGGAAGGUCAAACAACAAGCCAGAAAAAACGACUGAUGCGGUCUUGAUUCGUACCGCGCACGCGCACACACCCAAAUCAUACGUCUGGUCGGGGUUCCUCUUCAUUAUUUCUUCCCCUUUCCUUUAUUCUCCGCCACCCUCCCCUCUCGCACCUUCUGGUCCAACUUGGUAUAUCUACCAUUGUUCGGGGGCGUUUGAUUUGUUUGCAUUUCUACCCGACCUGGCGGCUUAAAUGACCACGGCCUAGACAGGUCCGCCGCUACGUCGAGGAGGCGCCAAUUCUGCCACCAUUUCUUAUCUUGCCGUUGUAGUUGGUGGUGAAUCGCUAGGCUGGGUGGUGAGUGCUUUUUUUUUUUUUAGCCGUUGUGGCUCGCCGCGACACCUGAACGCACCGACACCCGCCAACUCCCACGCCCACGCCCUCGAUCGUCGUCGUCGGCAACCCAUAACCCAUCUCCCCCUUCAUCAAGCCGCGUUCGAGCAGCUGGUAAUGACUUUGCCCCCAUCGCAGUAGUCGACGGCAACAUGGCAGAUUACCAGCAGCAACAGCAGCAGCAGCAGGGCCAACAACGCCGCUCCGACCAGCGCUCGCCGCCCCAAAACUAUGGCCACUCGUCAGACUUCCAGCGGGAGACCGCCUUCAAUAACAUUUUUGGCGCUGCCCCCGGCCCCGGCCGCUCACACACCAUGACAUCGUCGUCGAUGCCCCCGCCCGAGCUGAUGAUGCAGCACCAACAGCAGCAACAGCAGGGCCGCACCCACACCAUGGGAGGCUCCAUGCAGCGUCCCCCGCCCUCGAGGCAUCCCCAGGGCGCCGGGCCCUACGGUGAGCCGCCAUACCCCCCGAGAAACAGGCCAAUCGACGACCGUGGCAUGCAGGGCGGCUACUAUCCGGGCCCCCAGCAGCGGCCCCCGUCCUCGGGCCACCAGGUCCCAUCGCCCCAGGCCCAAUACCUCCAGCAGCAGCAGCAGGCGCGCCGCUACCCCGGCCAGCCCGGCCAGCCCGGCCAGCCUCCUCGUUUCGACUCGCGGCCCCCGCCUCCCCGGGACGGCUAUGGCAACAUGCGGCCCCCGGCACCGCGAGGAUACUAUCCGGGAGGCGGCCAGCCCGGCCCGGCCAUGAACUCAGAUCCCUACCGAACUCAGUCCCUCGCGAGUGCCCCGAGGCAGCCCGUCUACCACCCGCCCCCGAGUGCAUAUCAACAAGGCCUCCACAACAACUUUCGCCAGAGUCCCCCCGGCCAGCCGCCGAAUAAUGGGCCCUCGGCCCGGACGACGGCGCAAGGCCGCGUCGUUCCAGACCGACAUGACGACCGCUCCAUGUCCAUGACGGGCGGCUAUCCGUCACACGAGAGAGACGCCCACCAGACCAUGAGCGGCCGCGUGAUCCCGAACCGCAGGGUGCCUGGCACCGCCCCUCAGCUUCCCGAGCUGCCCAUCUCCAACGGAUUUUCCAACGGCUACUCGGCUGCACCGGGCUCGCAAACGAGGACAACCAGCAUGGUCUCUUCCACCAGCACAAACGACAGCCAGCAGAGGACCAUGUCGAUGGCGUCGACCGCCGCCCCGUCCAUCGCCCCGUCCGAGUUGUCGGAAUCCAACACCCUCGUCAACCGCUCCUCCAUGGCCCGAUCCACCGAUGGCGAGCGCCCCUCGACGGCCAGGGUCCGCCCGCCGCUGGUCUACCCUGCGCUGCUGUCGCGAGUCGCCGAAUGCUUCCGCCAGAAGAUCAUUGUCGGCGAUAAGACCAAGAACGGUCUCACGUACAAGAACGCCUUCACCGGCGCCGAUGCUGUCGAUGUUCUCUCGUACAUCAUCCGCACCACCGACCGCAACCUGGCCCUGCUUCUCGGCCGCGCCCUCGACGCACAAAAAUUCUUCCACGAUGUUACGUAUGAGCACAGGUUGCGGGACUCCAACACGGAAAUGUACCAGUUCAAGGAGACCAUGACCGAGGAAGAGGAGGAGAAGCCGGGGGUCGACGGCGUGUUCGUAUUGCUGUCGGAGUGCUACUCGCCAACCUGCACCCGUGACCAGCUCUGCUACAGCAUAGCGUGCCCUCGCCGGCUCGAACAGGUAUCCAGGCUGAACCUGAGGCUGGGCCCCGGCCUCAGGGACGAGGGCGCCGCCGUGCACGAGGAUGAUGUUGAGCAGACGGACGAGCAGAAGCUCUGGAUCAACACGGUGCCAAAGGAGAUUGCCGACAGCGUGGGCGACAGGGAGAAGAAGCGGCAGGAGGUCAUAUCGGAGAUUUGCUACACCGAGAGGGACUUUGUCAAGGAUCUCGAGUAUCUGCGCGACUUUUGGAUCAACCCGCUGCGGUCUAGGAACUCGCCCAUCCCGCAGAACCGCAAGGACCGGGUGGUGCGUAACAUUUUCAGCAACAUCAUCGACCACCCGUCCAUCCACAGCGUCAGCUCGCGCUUCGCAAAGUCCCUCACGGACCGCCAGCAGAAGAACCCGGUCGUGCACAACGUGGGCGACAUCUUCCGCGAAUUUGUCCCCCAGUUCGAGCCCUUCAUUCUCUACGGCGCCAAGCAGCUCGAGGCCAAGUUCGAAUUCGAGAACGAGAGGUCAACAAACCAACAGUUCUCCCGCUUUGUUGACGAGAUCGAGAGGCGCAAGGAGUCACGCAAGCUCGAGCUCAACGGCUAUCUGACCAAGCCGACCACGCGCCUGGCCCGGUACCCGCUGCUGCUCGAGAACGUGCUCAAGUACACCGAGGCCGACAACCCAGACAAGGAGGACAUCCCCAAGGUGUUGACCCUCAUCCGAGCUCUUCUGACGAGGGUCAAUGCCGAGUCGGGCAAGGCCGAGAACAGGUUCAACCUCAGGCGCCUCAGCGAGAACCUCAAAUUCCGGCCCAACGAGAGGGUGGACCUGCGGCUCACCGAGGAGGGCCGCGAGCUCGUGUUCAAGACGCAGCUGAAGAAGACGCUGACGGAAAACGCCGACAUGACUGCCUUCCUGUUCGAUCACGCCGUGCUCAUCGCCCGCACGAAGCAGGUCGGAAGGACCGAGGAGACCAAGGCGUACCGCAGGCCGAUCCCUCUCGAGCUCCUUUCCAUCAAGGAGAUGGAGGAGGUCAUCCCGCACGGGACCCAGGUCAGGCGGACGUCGUCCAGCCUGCUCCCGCUCCGGGCAGCCGCGUCGGACACAAAGAAGGGCGACGGAUGGCCCAUCACGUUCCGACACCUGGGUAAGGCGGGCUACGAGCUGACGCUUUAUGCCCAGAACCAAGUGGCUCGACAGAAGUGGCUCGAGUUCAUCGAUGCGGCCCAACAGCGGCUCAGGGGCCGUGCCGACUUCCUGAACAUGACCACCAUCUCGGCUGGGUUCUUUGGCCCGUCCAACAAGGUCAACUGUGUUGUGCCGUUUGACGGUGGGAGGAAACUGGUGUACGGAACGGACACGGGAAUCUACAUCUCGGACCGAAAGUCCAAGGAGUCGAAUCCGAAGCAGGUCAUCAACACAACCAACGUCACGCAGCUCGACGUGCUCGAGGAGUACCAGCUGCUACUGGUUCUUACCAGCAAAACGCUGUACAGCUUCCCGCUAUCGGCACUGGACCCGCUGGAGCCGCCGUCAUCCAAGAAGGGCAAGAAGAUCCAGAGUUCGUGCCACUUCUUCAGGGUGGGCAUCUGCCUGGGGCGGCACCUCGUCUGCUGCGUCAAGCCGACGGCGCUGUCGACGACCAUCAAGGUGUACGAGCCCAACGAUGCCAUAUCGGCGACGCGGCGGCAGAGGGGGCUGGGCAGGAUGUUCAACGCCGGCCAGGACGAGCUCAAGCCGUUCAAGGAGUUUUACAUCCCGACUGAGUCGUACUCUGUGCACUUCCUGCGCUCUAAGCUGUGCGUGGCCUGCUCACGCGGGUUCGAGGUGGUGGCGCUCGAGACGCUCGAGACGCAGUCGCUCCUAGACCAGGCCGACACAUCGCUCGACUUUGUGGCGCGAAAGGAGGGCGUGGUGCGGCCAAUCCACAUCGAGCGGCUCAACGGCGAGUUCCUGCUCAACUACUCGGAGUUCUCCUUCUUUGUUAACCGCAACGGGUGGCGCGCGAGGCCCGAGUGGCGCAUCGACUGGGAGGGCACGCCCCAGAGCUUUGCCUUGUCGUACCCCUGGAUCCUUGCCUUCGAGCCCAACUUUAUCGAGCUACGGCAUAUCGACUCGGGAGCCGUUCAUAUCGUGCCGCACAAGAACAUACGGAUGCUCCACAGCAGCACACACGAGAUCAUUUUUGCAUACGAGGACGAGAAGGGAGAGGAUAUUGUGGAGGCCAUGGACUUUUGGAAGAGCCAGCGGCGGUCGGAGAUACCCGAUGCCACAGAAGAGAGGCCACCGACGGCGUCGUCGACAUCUGGGACCAUACCAGGCUACCACCCCAGGAUGUCGACGUAGGGCUGGCGAGGACGCUUGAAGGAGGUAAAUGGACAUUGGUCUUCUUGGUUCUGUUCCUUGUUUCCUCUCGCCUGCGCUUCUUCCGCAUCGCUCCCCUUUGAUCACCACCGGCGGGGUUAUUGGGGCCGGUUCCUUGGUAGCCAUGAAACCCUAAUGUCUCCUUUCCUCUUCUGUAAGCAUCUUGUUCUCGCCCGGUUCCAUCGUCAUGUCUGCCUUUUUUAUUCUCGUUUUUUUCUUUUUUCACCUGUUUAUCUCGUUUUUAUUUUGUUGCACUUAGCCUGGCGGACGGGACAUUUUGCGCUGCUCUUGUCCUUGUGUUUUUUUGCUUGAUGGUUUUCCGACUUCCAGACAUCAAAGGUUUGCACAAACGGCGGCGUUUUUUUCUUCUUGCAAUUUUGGCUCUUCAUCUUGUGUGUUGGUACAGGGCCUCUCCCUCCUCGCCUCCCGGUCAAGAGAGGCAGUAGUAUGAAAGCCGGGGAGGUUGAGAAGAGUGGCAAUAGAAUGGACCGGGUGAAGAUGAGAGAGAAAGAGAGAUAGUAUGCGUAUUUCGGGAAGCGGAGGUGGCUGAUUCCGUUAGAUGGUUUUGGAUGGGACUUUCUAUUACUUUAACACGGCUUGUAUCCACG